Molecule: messenger RNA, 1041 nt
Organism: Debaryomyces hansenii CBS767
Lineage: Eukaryota; Fungi; Ascomycota; Pichiomycetes; Serinales; Debaryomycetaceae
Gene: BTS1
Product: farnesyltranstransferase
Exons: 1
Coding region: 1-1041 (346 amino acids)
Biological process (GO): isoprenoid biosynthetic process
Molecular function (GO): prenyltransferase activity
Source: RefSeq, a predicted model, not a curated record
AUGGAUUCUAAAAUAGAUAUAAAUUCAUUAAUCGAGGGCUGCCAUAAUGAUGAGAUUCCGAAAUGCAUCUCGGAACCCUACGAUUAUCUAGAAGGAAUACCUUCAAACAAUAAUAAUAUUCGUGCAACCUUUCUAAAUGCUUUUAACGACUUGUACUAUCAAAUUGAGGACCAUAAACUAUUAGACAAAAUAGGAGAAAUAAUAUCAAUAUUUCAUAAUUCAUCAUUAUUGAUAGAUGAUAUUGAAGAUGAUUCUAGUUUCAGAAGAGGCUUGCCAACUGCACACACGCUCUAUGGAACACCUCUAACUAUCAAUUGUGGGAAUUUAAUGUACUUCAUUGCCUUACAAAAAGCACAGAAUGAGCUACCCAUGUAUUAUAAUAAGAUACACGAUGGAGAUGUCGAUGUGAAAAGUCUCACCUAUCAGAUCCUGCAAAUAUUAGUUGAUGAAAUGCUAAAUUUGCAUCAUGGACAAGGAUUAGAUAUCUAUUGGAGGGAUAGUGGAGACUACAUUCAAAACCAUUUACCAGAAAUAGAUGAAUACUUGAAAAUGGUAAUGAAUAAAACGGGUGGAUUGUUUCGUCUUUCAGUAAAAUUAUUGGAAGUUUUUUCACCUACGUUUAAAUCGACAUCAGUAAUACCAUUGGCGAACCUAUUAGGUAUUAUAUAUCAGAUAAGAGAUGACUAUUUAAACUUAGUGGAUCCGAAUUAUUCUCAUAUGAAGGGAUACACUGGAGAAGAUUUAAUCGAAGGAAAAUUAUCCUUACCCAUUUUGCAUUGUUUAAGAACUGGUUCUGUUAACUCCCCGAUAUAUAGAAUCCUUUAUGAGCUAAAAGAUAGUGAAGAACGUAAAGCAAAUCCCCAGCUCAUUGAAGAUUGCAUCGAUUUCAUGAAAAAUAAAUCAAAGUCUUUGGAAUUCACCCGUAAUUUAAUACACGAUUAUCACGAGAACGCUAAGUUGAUGAUAAUCAAUAAUUCUACCUUAAGUAAUCCAGAAGACUCAAUGCUAUGUAAAGUAAUUGAUAGGUUAUGUAAUGUAUGA